AACCACACCACCACCAACAAACAAACAGUCUUCAGAAUAAACAAGCACCACCGCCUCAUCCAAACAGAGGAAAAAAAAAGCAUCACAAACCACAAUGACCACCCCAACCCCAAACCCAAGCCCACGCGCCCCCGAACAAACCGAUUUCCCCUCCCACCUGACCGUCACAAUCACCCACCCCACCAGCACAUCAGAAAAAUCCCCCAAUAUCCUCCUCCUCCUGCACGGCCUCGGCGACACCGCAGCCAACUUCACCGCCUUCGCGCGCGCCCUCCACCUCCCCGAAACCACCAUCCUGACCCUGCAAGCCCCGCAGCCCCUCCCCUUCGACCUGGGCGGCUACCACUGGGGCGACGACGUGACCUUCACGCCGGCGGGGGAGCUGGACAUGGACGCCGGGUUCACGCGGGCGGUGCGCCUGCUCGUCCACGAGGUGAUUGCGGGCGUACUCGUCCGGAAGUGCGGGUAUCAGUGGCGGGAUGUCUUGGUGUUUGGUUUGGGGCAGGGCGGGAUGGUGGGAUUGGAGGUUGCCAGUGCUGCUGCUGCUGAUUCUGGGGAAGACAGUGUAUUGGGGUCUCCUACGCAGCCGACCGGAAAUGAUCGGUGGUUGGCCGGGGUGGUGUCGAUCGGAGCCCCGUUUCCGUUGUCCGCGGUCAAGAAUACAACCACCCAGAAAAAUCGGACGCCGGUGUUGGUGGUCGCGGGCCGGGAUUCGGUGGCCGUGACGGAUAGUGCGGUGCGCAGGACGAAGGAUCGGUUUGAGUUUGUCGAGGUCCAUCGGUAUGCCCGCCGCGGGGAUGGGAUGCCCCGGAAUCGGGACGAGAUGUUGCCCGUCAUGCAGUUCUUGGCGAGGAGGUUGCGGAGUUGGAAGGGCGUGCCGGAGGGCAGUGUGGAGAUCUCCUGAUCCCGACAAAGAAAAUGGGAUGUUGUACGAUAUUCAUUUUGGAUUCAUAGUGGUACAGUACAUACAGGGUGAAAAGUCUAGGGUGUAUCUAGUCGACCUCCUCGAGAGCUUUGCGCGCUCGAUCGAUGGCCUGUCGCGUCUCAAGGGGAGACACCGGGGCUGCCUCCUCCACGGGGCGUCCGCCGUGCUGCACAAUGCCACGGAGUUGGUCCUCCGUCUCGAGCAGAGCCGUGCGGCCGUCCUCGCGGGCCUCGUUCUCGAACCAGAUCCGCGCGCUUUCCCACUUGCGCUGCUGGCGACGCAGCGAGUAGAUCAAACCCACCGCUGCCAUCGUGCAGGUCUCGUACACAGACGCCGCAGGCCAGGAGAGAUAGGUCAAGAUCGACAGCGCCGAGGAUAGAGUGGUUGUCGAC
Aspergillus uvarum CBS 121591 is the source of this 1317-nucleotide messenger RNA. RefSeq names its product alpha/beta hydrolase. Gene Ontology annotation, cellular component: cytoplasm. Lineage: Eukaryota; Fungi; Ascomycota; Eurotiomycetes; Eurotiales; Aspergillaceae. The transcript has a single exon. The record is from RefSeq and is a predicted model, not a curated record. Gene Ontology annotation, molecular function: carboxylic ester hydrolase activity; palmitoyl-(protein) hydrolase activity. Bases 95 to 904 code for a protein of 269 amino acids. Gene Ontology annotation, biological process: protein depalmitoylation.